This is a messenger RNA of Macrosiphum euphorbiae (potato aphid), 318 nucleotides long. Lineage: Eukaryota; Metazoa; Arthropoda; Insecta; Hemiptera; Aphididae. The record is from the annotation of a GenBank genome assembly.
AUGUGGAUGAAAAAAAAACCAGUGACAAAUUUUCGAUCCACCAAAUCAUACCUUGUUGCUCAGCCAGGAUUUAAUCAUUUAAAUUUGAAUUUAAAAAAUAAAGAAAAUAUUGUAGCGUUUCUGAAAAAUAGCAAUACUUUUCAAAAUAAACCUCUUAUUGUUAAAGGAAUAGGCAAGGUAAUUUUGACUAAUAGUUGUUCUCCGGAUUCCUUGUUGACUAUCUUAGCAUGUGCUGCUGCAGAUAGUGAGAUUUUCCACAAGUUUCUUUUAGAAAAAUCAAAAAAAAAAACAAAACCUCGCAAUUUGUUCUACAAAUGA